Aureobasidium melanogenum CBS 110374 is the source of this 2151-nucleotide messenger RNA. Its product is annotated as P-loop containing nucleoside triphosphate hydrolase protein. The record is from RefSeq and is a predicted model, not a curated record. Gene Ontology annotation, molecular function: ATP hydrolysis activity; ATP binding. Gene Ontology annotation, biological process: cellular response to heat. Gene Ontology annotation, cellular component: cytoplasm; mitochondrial matrix. Lineage: Eukaryota; Fungi; Ascomycota; Dothideomycetes; Dothideales; Saccotheciaceae. Bases 1 to 2151 code for a protein of 716 amino acids. The transcript has a single exon.
AUGAGCGGUGAAGAAGAAAAGCCCGCCCUGGAACAGUAUGGUAUUGACCUUACACAACGCGCCAGAGAUGGCAAGCUCGAUCCCGUCAUCGGAAGAGAUGCUGAGAUUCAACGAACCAUCCAAGUCCUGUCACGCCGUACCAAGAAUAACCCAGUGCUCAUUGGCUCAGCGGGUACUGGUAAGACUGCCAUUCUCGAAGGUCUCGCGCAACGAAUCGUGCGAGGAGACGUUCCCGAGAGCAUCAGGGAGAAGAAAGUCGUCUCCUUGGAUCUCGGUUCACUCAUUGCUGGCGCAAAGUUUCGUGGCGACUUCGAAGAACGUCUGAAGAAGGUACUCGAGGAAACCCAAAAAGCCGAGGGCAAGGUCAUCCUAUUCGUCGACGAACUUCACACUCUUCUUGGACUUGGUAAAGCCGAAGGUAGCAUCGAUGCUAGCAACUUACUCAAGCCUGCUCUAUCUCGUGGUGAGCUACAGUGCUGUGGCGCCACCACCCUGAACGAGUACAGAUUGAUCGAGAAGGACGUUGCUCUUGCUCGACGUUUUCAACCUAUCCUAGUUGGUGAGCCUAGCGUGCAAGAUACAAUCUCUAUUCUUCGAGGCAUCAAGGAUCGCUACGAGGUGCAUCAUGGUGUCCGCAUUACCGACUCGGCUCUCGUUGCUGCCGCUACAUACAGUAAUCGAUACAUCACCGACAGAUUUCUACCAGACAAAGCAAUUGAUCUGGUAGACGAGGCCAGUAGUGCUUUGCGACUACAGCAGGAGAGUAAGCCCGAUGCGAUACAGAAGCUCGAUCGCGAGAUCAUGACCAUUCAAAUUGAGCUCGAGUCGCUACGAAAGGAAAAGGAUAUCGCCAGCCAAGAACGCAGAGAGCAGCUCGAGAAGAAUCUCACCCUCAAGCAAGAUGAAGUCGGCCUGCUCACUGAGAAGUGGGAAAAGGAGCGAGCAGAAAUUGAAGAAGCCAAGGGUAUCAAAGAGAAGCUCGAACAAGCUCGCCUUGAUCUCGAGCAGGCCCAGCGAGCAGCUGAUUUGGCUCGUGCCAGUGAGUUACGUUACAGCACGAUUCCAGAGCUGGAGAAGAAGCUUCCGAAAGAGGGUGCAGAGGGGGCAGUCGAUGCUGAUGGUAACACUCUCUUGCAUGACUCCGUCAACGCAGACGAUAUUGCUGCAGUUGUCGCACGAACGACCGGAAUUCCUGUAAACAAGCUGAUGUCAGGCGAGAUUGAAAAGCUCGUUCACAUGGAGGACACUUUGCGUCAAUCUGUCCGUGGUCAGGACGAAGCGCUCACAGCCGUCGCCAACGCUGUUCGCAUGCAACGUGCAGGACUGAACGGCGAGAACCGUCCUUUGGCAUCUUUCAUGUUCCUAGGACCUACCGGUGUUGGCAAGACCGAGCUUUGCAAGAAGAUGGCCGAGUUCCUCUUCUCCACUGAGUCUGCAGUUCUUCGAUUUGACAUGAGUGAGUUCCAGGAGAAGCACACCGUCAGCCGUUUGAUCGGAAGUCCUGCUGGCUACGUAGGCUACGAGGACGCUGGUCAACUCACCGAGGCCGUUCGACGAAAGCCAUAUGCUGUGCUUCUGUUUGACGAGUUUGAGAAAGCACACAAAGACAUUUCAACUCUUCUCUUACAGGUUCUUGACGAAGGCUUCCUCACUGAUGCUCAAGGACACAAGAUCGACUUCCGCAACACCAUGAUUGUGCUGACGUCAAAUCUGGGUGCCGAAGCACUUCUGACAGAUGAGAGCUCCAACAGCGAGAUCUCAGCUGAGGUCAAGCAGAAUGUCAUGGAUGUGGUACAGUCGGCUUAUGCCCCCGAGUUCCUGAAUCGUGUUGAUGAGUUCAUCAUCUUCAAGCGUCUAUCACGCGAAGCUCUCAGAGACAUUACCGACAUUCGUCUCAAGGAGCUGCAGGCCAGACUUGAUGAUCGCAGAAUCAAGCUCGAAGUACCAGACGACGUCAAAGCUUGGCUCUGCGAGAAGGGUUACGAGCCUCGCUACGGUGCCCGCCCUCUCAACCGCCUCAUCUCUAAGGAGAUUGGCAACGGAUUGGCCGACAAGAUCAUUCGCGGACAAAUCAAGACCGGAGAUGUUGCUAAGGUUGCCGUUGGCUCUGACGGAGAACAUCUUGAGGUUCUCACACCUGAGUCCUCAUAG